Chelonoidis abingdonii (Abingdon island giant tortoise) is the source of this 2247-nucleotide messenger RNA. It is a transcript of the gene PGM1, whose product is annotated as phosphoglucomutase 1. The record is from RefSeq and is a predicted model, not a curated record. NCBI's taxonomy places the organism in Eukaryota, Metazoa, Chordata, Testudines, Testudinidae. Gene Ontology annotation, cellular component: cytosol. Gene Ontology annotation, biological process: carbohydrate metabolic process. Gene Ontology annotation, molecular function: phosphoglucomutase activity; magnesium ion binding.
AGAAUUAACACUGCUGUGGUCUAGUCUGUGAUAAUACAAGAACUGCACAGAACUACUGCUGUCACAAUCAGAAGACUGUACUGCAGGCAAAUUUCUUUUUUUCUUUCCAUUUUCCUGAGGGAUUGCAGUGUGGAAUUAUAUGUAUUCUUUCUGACAGUGAUCUUGCAGAACAAGUGCAAGAAAACUUCUUCAGUUACCGAAACCACAUUCAGCACAAGGUUCAAGGAGCUAUUUUUGGGCACUUGACUGCUUCACAGAACUUCUAACUAGUAGAUGUGCCAUUGCUGGUGUCAAGAUUUCUUUUAUUUUCACCAUAAUUUAUUUUAAAUGUAUUUAUAUGAAAAAGAAACAUGGAAGACCGUCCUCUGCUUAUAUUGACUGUGCCAACAGUAGCUUACUAUGACCAGAAACCGGGAACCAGUGGAUUACAGAAGAAAAUCUAUUGUUUUGAGACCAAGACAAACUACCUGCAGAAUUAUGUCCAGAGUAUAUUUUUUUCCAUAGAUCUAAGAGAUCGACAAGGAUCUACUAUGGUAGUUGGAGGAGAUGGGAGAUAUUUUAAUAAAUUGGCAAUAGAAUUGAUAGUUCAAAUGGCAGCUGCCAAUGGGAUUGGCCGUUUAGUGAUUGGACAGAAUGGAAUUCUCUCCACCCCAGCUGUCUCCUGUAUUAUUAGAAAAAUCAAAGCCAUUGGUGGCAUUAUUUUGACAGCCAGUCACAACCCUGGUGGCCCAAAUGGAGACUUCGGCAUUAAAUUCAAUAUUUCCAAUGGAGGUCCUGCUCCUGAAGGAAUUACUGAUAAAAUUUUCCAAAUUAGCAAGACUAUUGAAGAGUAUGCUAUCUGCCCAGAUCUGAAGGUGGACCUUGGUACCAUUGGAAAGCAGCAAUUUGACUUGGAGAACAAGUUUAAACCAUUUACAGUUGAAAUUGUGGACUCAGUGGAAGCUUAUGCGAACAUGUUGAGGAACAUCUUUGAUUUCAGUGCGCUAAAAGAACUACUUUCAGGACAAAAUCACCUAAAGAUUCGUAUAGAUGCUAUGCACGGAGUUAUGGGUCCCUAUGUAAAGAAGAUCCUGUGUGAGGAGCUUGGAGCUCCUGCAAAUUCUGCUGUGAACUGUACACCUCUAGAGGACUUCGGUGGUCACCACCCAGACCCAAACUUAACCUAUGCUGCUGACUUGGUCCAGUCUAUGAAGACUGGAGAGUAUGACUUUGGAGCUGCCUUUGAUGGAGAUGGGGAUCGGAACAUGAUUCUAGGGAAGCAUGGGUUCUUCGUUAACCCUUCAGACUCUGUUGCUGUCAUCGCUGCCAAUAUUUUCAGUAUUCCUUACUUUCAGCACACCGGCGUUCGUGGCUUUGCGCGAAGCAUGCCUACCAGUGGAGCAAUUGAUAGGGUGGCCAAAGCUACAAAGAUCGCUUUGUUUGAAACUCCAACUGGCUGGAAGUUCUUUGGAAACUUAAUGGAUGCAAACAAACUGUCUCUGUGUGGAGAGGAAAGUUUUGGUACUGGCUCUGAUCAUAUCCGUGAAAAGGAUGGGCUGUGGGCUGUCCUGGCGUGGCUGUCUAUAAUAGCUGUCCGCAAACAGAGCGUGGAGGACAUCCUGAAAGAUCACUGGCAGAAAUAUGGGCGGAACUUCUUCACGAGAUAUGACUAUGAGGAGGUAGACACAGGUGGAGCUAACAAAAUGAUGAAGGAUCUAGAAACUGUGAUGUUUGACCGUUCUUUUGUGGGAAAGCAGCUGUCAGCUGGUGAUAAAGUUUACACUGUCGAGAAAGCCGAUAACUUUGAAUAUAGCGAUCCUGUGGAUGGAAGCAUCUCCAGAAACCAGGGUUUAAGGCUCAUCUUCUCUGAUGGUUCUCGCAUCAUCUUCAGGCUAAGUGGUACUGGCAGCGCUGGAGCGACUGUGCGACUAUACGUUGAUAGCUAUGAGAAAGAUGCUCCAAAAAUAUAUGAAGAUCCACAGGUCAUGUUGGCUCCUCUCAUUGGUAUUGCACUGCAGCUUUCACAGCUCCAUGAAAGAACUGGCCGCACCGGCCCCACAGUCAUCACAUGAAAACGGCUAGGACCUGAUGCUAACUGCGUGCAGUGCUGAAACAGCUGGCUGUGCUGAAUGAGUCAAACAAAAUCAUCCAGUCCUUUUUAUCAAAUUGGUCACUAAAAGCAACAUUAACUCUAUUUAAAAGUGUUAUUUAAACUGAUAAAAGGCUAGAUGUUAUUAAUAAACCAGAAUCACCAGUGUUUACACUGUG